UCUUUUAGCCGCCGCCAGAUGUCGCCAGUGUUGCUUUAUAAAAGUUAUGGCGGAUCUUUUCACAAAUUUUUAUAGAUUUGCCGUAAUUCGUAGGUAGAUUUGUAAUUAUCGGCGUCGAAAAUAAUAGCUCGUUUAACUAACGGUGAGUGCCCGGCGACCCACGUCACCCUGCCACCACGGAGGACCAAAUUCGCCAACGGGCGAGCGACACAGACUGACAUUCGACAAAUCGUCUCGGAUUUCGGUGGCCCAGCGAACGGAGACGGAGCGAACCCUCGAAAUUCGACGCCGUACUGCAUCUCACUCGAUCCACGCAUAGCAUGACGGAAUAGCUGUCCGAGAAAGUCUGUCGCCAACGGACUCCACAGACGGGGAAGCAGGUCGGUAGCGGGGCUGAAGAGCCGGCGCGCCGAGCCAGCACUAACCUCGCUUACGGCGUAGGAGGCUCGGAAAUGAACGAGGGUGCGCCGAUGAUGUACGGCGGUGGCGGCUGCGGUUACGGCGGCGCCGGCGUGUUCGUUCUAGCAGGACAGGAGCGGCAGUCGCGCCACUACCCGCUGGACGUGCUGCAGGUAUUGGGCGGCGCCGCGCCCGCGCCUGCUAGUACGCGCCGCGCGCCACGCAAAGAGCGCCCACCGCGCGACCCUCGCGACGCCACGGCUUUCGGCUACGACUCGGACGAUUCCAGUCUCUCCAGCAAUGCCUCCGGAUCAAACAAAUCUAGCGAGAAGGAAGGCACGUCACGCAGCAGCGAGCGCGUGGGCAGCGCUGGAGGCGGGUGGGGCGGCUGGGGCGUGCGCGGCGGAGAGUGGCGCGGGCGACGCGAGCGUCGAGACACGCGACCAAGGCACCGCAUCGCGCCAGAACGGUACCUCAACGCUGCAUACCCCUUCCAAGUCAAAUUCACGCCUGACGAGCUGCUCAAUGGAUCAGAAUGGGACACAUUAUCACAAGAAAUUUGGGAGAAAUUUGUCAAAUCACAACAGACUGAGGAAACCUUUCGUAAAAAGAUGAACCUCUGGCGAUAUCUCUACAUAACAAUAAAGUCAAUAUUCCCGCGCUACGGGCUAUACGUGGUGGGCUCGACUAUGUCGGGCUUCGGGCUGGACUCGUCCGACAUGGACCUGUGCCUAUACGUGCGUCCCGUUGACAACCUCGAGCCGCGUGCGCACGCUCUCUUACACCUCAACUACAUCCUCUCGUACAUCAAGAGCUUCGACCCUAGCCUAGACGCGGAGCUAAUCCAGGCGAAGGUGCCGAUCCUGAAGUUUCGCGACGCACGCAACGGUCUACAGAUCGAUCUCAACUGCAACAACGUCGUCGGCAUCCGAAACACCAAUCUGCUCUACGGCUUUUCCACAAUGGACUGGCGCGUGCGGCCGCUGGUGGCGCUGAUGAAGCUGUGGGCGCAGGCGCACAACAUCAACGACGCGCGGCAGCGGACGCUCUCGUCCUACUCGCUGACGCUGAUGGUCAUCCAGUUCCUGCAGUGUGAGUAUCGCGGCCGCGUCGACGUCGCCGGCGACGAGCGGAGAAUGACCACAUGCGUUGCAGGCGGCACGGUGCCGGCGGUGCUGCCGCGCGUCUGGCAGGCGGGCUGCGGCGGCUGGGAAGCGCUGCGAGGCACCAACCGCUUCACCCUGGCCGAGCUGUUCCUGCACCUGCUGCGCUACUACGCCGAGUUCCCCUGGGACAAGAUGGCGGUGUCGGUGCGGCUGGGCCGGCCCGUGGCCGUGGCCGAGUGCCGCUGCGCGCGCGCGCACAAGAACGACCCGCACCAGUGGAAGCUGCUGUGCGUGGAGGAGCCCUUCGACCUCACCAACACGGCGCGCUCCGUCUACGACCCCGACGAGUUCGAGCGCAUCGUGCGCACCUUCCGCCUGGCGCACCAGCGCUUGGCCGCCACAAGGCGGCUGGCCGACGCCUGGCCGCAGCAGGCGCCGGCGGCGGCGCCCUUGCGAUGAUACCGCCUCUUUCUCUGUAUAUACUGUACAGUUCCAGGUUAAGUGGUACGGGAAAACGUGUCCGAGACCGGCUCUCGGCGCUUCCCAGUAAGGAAAGUGACGCGAAGGAGUGCGGACAAAUCUGUAGGUGCUGUACGGCGUCUAUCCGCCAAUGCUGUAUGAAAUUGGCCAGCGGGCAGUCGCGCAAAAUAUUCCGCGCUAUCGACCUCCUCGGGCUGUGAUAUGCGACUGAUUCCCCUACAAAUAUGUUCUAGAUAUAGUGUUGACUCGUACUUAGCUGCGCCGUAGCCGGAUCGCACGGCCAUCGGGCGGACUCGCGACUUCCAGUUCCUAGCUGAUGCAAUUACUCUCCACUACCAAGACUAGUUUCGCGAUUCAUAUUUCUACAUACCGCAAAUAUAUUUUAGACUUAAUAGAACAAAUGCCACUAUGAAAAAUUAUAUGUUUACAUUCCAUAGUGCCAUAUUGUCGAAUGAUUAUUAUUAUUGGUAUUGUUAUUUGUAGUUGUAAGAAUUGACAGUUUCUAAACGUGCAUUGUGUUCUUGAUAAGCUCCUCAGAGGCAGAGUGGUGAGUCGACUUCGGCCACCGCAUACGAGGAACAUAUUGCAUGUUUAGCAAUGUUUCAAUACCAAAGUACGACACUCGGGCUAGAAGGCAGAGAACCUUCGCUUUAGGCCACACAUAGUCAUAUCAGUGCAACACGAGGUUUUCGUUCUACUGGCCGGAGUGUAUCAUGCAUCCUUCGUUGUAGCAUACAAGCUGCUAGCAUAUCUAUGAGAAGCAUACACAAGACUGAACUCGCUUGUAUUGCAAAUACUCCUACGAACAGUCAGUAGUUAAGUUGCUAGCUAAUAUCGAUACUGCCUGAAAUUAGAAACAUUCAAAUACAGAAUGUUCUAUAUUGUUCCUUGUACAUAAUAGUGGUUGAACUCAAUUAGAGUAUCCCAUGGAUUUAAUUUAGAGUCGAAGCGAAUUAUGCCUCACGA
Molecule: messenger RNA, 2951 nt
Organism: Hyposmocoma kahamanoa
Lineage: Eukaryota; Metazoa; Arthropoda; Insecta; Lepidoptera; Cosmopterigidae
Product: poly(A) RNA polymerase gld-2 homolog A-like
Exons: 7
Coding region: 453-1964 (503 amino acids)
Cellular component (GO): cytosol
Molecular function (GO): poly(A) RNA polymerase activity
Source: RefSeq, a predicted model, not a curated record